Messenger RNA from Fomitopsis serialis, 1228 nucleotides. RefSeq lists its product as uncharacterized. The transcript is spliced from 2 exons. The coding region runs from base 281 to 1078 and encodes 265 amino acids. NCBI's taxonomy places the organism in Eukaryota, Fungi, Basidiomycota, Agaricomycetes, Polyporales, Fomitopsidaceae. The record is from RefSeq and is a predicted model, not a curated record.
ACGAGAAUGAGGAGGCGCAGACAGAGGCCAUUCGGGAUGCCCUAAAGAUAAUCUUCAGGUUCGAUCUCGAUUGGGACACAUCCAUCGGCGACACCACCUUGAUGCGGUUUUUGGCGGCUCACGCCCGUUCGGCUUGGUGAUAAUCAAGAACGAGUCCGGGUUGGGUGGUGAUGCAUCUCUGCAAGCAGGUCUAUCCUACGCGAAAAUCGUAACAGGUGACAAUGACAAACUGGUACGGCAGCGACGGCGCCAGUCAAACUACCCUGCUAUCCUGAUCGGAAUGAUGGGUGACCUCCUCGAGAUCGGGAUUGCCAUGUACACCGACGGACCCUAUACCGACUGUGUCUUCUCGGAGCGGUUGCGUUUGGACUUCCACCGGAACGAGAACGUUCUCCGUGUCGCGCGGGCCUUCAAGGCUGUUCAGCUCGCUGUGAGUGACCUUCGCGCAUUUUAUGCACGACUCGACGCGGCACCUCCGAAUCCUCCCAUCAGCAUCGCACAUCUCUUUCCCUCACCUCUGCCGGACCCCUCCUGGAAGGACAGCAUACCAUCCUUGACUUUCACGCACCGGAUGUCUCGCGCUGGGCAGCUCUAUCUCAUGGCGGAGUCGCCAGAUCGGAGGUCUUCGUGCAUCUAUGUUGCCACUAUGCCCAAGUCACUGGCAUCAGGAGCCGGCGAUACUGCCGACGGCGAAGUCGAGGUCCUCGUCAAGUUCACCGCGAGCUACAACGAAGAAGCCCACCGCAUCCUCGCCGCAGCCGGGUUGGCGCCUAAUCUGCACGCCUGCAUUCCCGUGUACGAUCGCCUCUUCAUGAUUGUCAUGGAUCGUGUUCACGGCGAGAUGGCGUGGUCGUUCGAGCAGAGAAAGGAGCUCCUCCCGUACAGCAUCUACGCCGACGUCAAGACUGCCAUCAACCUGCUUCAUGACAAGAACCUCGUCUUUGGUGAUCUACGGUCUCCCAACAUCAUGUGUGUUCGUCGAUCCGAUGGCGAUGGCUCAGACGAACGGUGGAAUGCCAUGCUGAUCGACUUUGACUGGGCCGGGUUCACGGUGAUGCAUUCUACCCAGCGAUUAUGAAUGACCAACUAUGGUGUGGGUUCCCUCCAUGCGGCGAGGAGGGUUGAUGCAGAUGGAGCAUGAUGUUGGUAUACUCGAGCGAGUUGAAAAGUUGUGCGAACCGAACAUGGUGUAAUUCUGUAUUACUGGACGCGUAGAUGUGGUAAAUGC